Messenger RNA from Cynara cardunculus var. scolymus (artichoke), 862 nucleotides. Its product is annotated as floral homeotic protein DEFICIENS-like. Gene Ontology annotation, biological process: positive regulation of transcription by RNA polymerase II. Bases 101 to 790 code for a protein of 229 amino acids. The transcript is spliced from 7 exons. Gene Ontology annotation, cellular component: nucleus. Gene Ontology annotation, molecular function: protein dimerization activity; RNA polymerase II cis-regulatory region sequence-specific DNA binding; DNA-binding transcription factor activity, RNA polymerase II-specific. Lineage: Eukaryota; Viridiplantae; Streptophyta; Magnoliopsida; Asterales; Asteraceae. The record is from RefSeq and is a predicted model, not a curated record.
UAUUUCUAUACUCCAUAACAUUGAUCAGCAUCAAUCGGUGGUUUCGUGUUUCGUUAAUUCUUCAGAUCGGAGCUAUCAACAACAUAUUGACAUUGUGAGAAUGGCAAGGGGAAAGAUCCAGAUCAAGAAGAUAGAGAACUCCACCAACAGGCAGGUGACGUAUUCCAAGAGGAGGAAUGGACUGUUCAAGAAGGCGAGUGAACUCACGGUGUUGUGCGAUGCUAAAGUCUCCAUUAUCAUGGUAUCCUGCACUGAUAAGCUUCAUGAGUACAUAAGCCCUUCAAUAACGACGAAACAGUUCUUCGAUCAGUAUCAGAAGGCAUCUGGAAUUGAUCUUUGGAACUCCCAUUAUGAGAAAAUGCAAGAGGAAAUGAGGCAACUGAAAGAGGUGAACAAAAACCUUAGGAGGCAAAUCAGGCAAAGGUUGGGUGAUUGCCUGGAACAUGUAGGUUUUGAAGAGUUGCUUGAUCUUGAAAAGGAGUCACAGGAGGCUGUCUAUAUCAUCCGCGAGCGCAAGCUUAAAGUGAUCGGUAAUAAGUUGGAGACGUCCAAGAAAAAGGUGAGAAGUGCUCAAGACGUAUACAAAAAGCUAAUGCAUCAAUUCGAUAUAAGAGGUGAGGAUCCACAAUAUGGGCUGAUAGAAGAUGGAGAGUAUGAAACGGUUUAUGGAUACCCCCCGCCACAAAUGGGUGGUGGUGCACCACGCAUCCUCACUCUACGGCUGCAGCCUAACCAUCCCAAUAAUCUUCAUGCUGCAUCAGACCUCACCACUUAUGCCUUGCUUGGCUAAUUAAUUAAUUAACCAUGGCUUUUGGAUUUCUUGUAUACCCUAAACAAACCCUACCUUAUUUAACUUGAUUAU